CCCAGGCCUCGCUGUCGCCGCGGACGCCGUUCUCGGGCUCCGAGUCGCCAUUUUGCUCCUGGACAGGCUGCCUGGUGACCGGCGCUCUCCUCCUUCGGCAGCGGAAGCUGCGGCGGGGCCGGGGCUGGGGUCGGGGCCAGGAUACUCGCCCCAGAGUGGAAGGAGGAGGAACAUGUGGAUGACUCUGAAGGCCUCUAGGCCAGGGUCUUUCUGUGUGCCUUGCUGCUGGUCAGUUAUGUGGCUGAGUCACUUUCCUUCAAGAUUAUUGUAAUCUGCUCAACCUUGUGUUCCAGUUGAGGAAAGUGCCGAUGACCUGGUCAGGCUUAGACAGGACCCAGGACAGCUGCAAGGCCGAGGAGGGGGUUUGUGGUAAACAGGAGGAAUUUUGUUGUCAGAAACUAAAAGGAGGUUGUCGUAAUUGACUUUAAGCAGCAAACAGUAAAACACUGAGCUCUUCAGCUCCACCUUUCUUGCGCUGAGAAUUGGAAAACCAAGAAGGUUUUGAUGUUUUGUGUGGCGCCACCUGAAUCAGAAGCCAAGAUGAACAUAACCAAAGGGGGCCUGGUGUUGUUUUCAGCAAAUUCGAAUUCAUCGUGUAUGGAGCUUUCAAAGAAGAUCGCUGAGCGGCUGGGGGUGGAGAUGGGCAAGGUGCAGGUUUAUCAGGAGCCUGACCGAGAAACAAGAGUACAAAUUCAAGAAUCUGUGAGGGGAAAAGAUGUUUUCAUCAUUCAGACUGUUUCAAAGGAUGUGAAUACCACCAUCAUGGAGCUUCUGAUCAUGGUGUACGCCUGUAAGACCUCCUGUGCCAAGAGCAUCAUCGGCGUGGUCCCCUACUUCCCCUACAGCAAGCAGUGCAAGAUGAGAAAGAGGGGCUCCAUCGUUUCCAAGCUGCUAGCCUCCAUGAUGUGCAAAGCUGGUCUGACUCACCUCAUUACUAUGGAUUUACACCAGAAGGAAAUCCAGGGCUUCUUCAAUAUUCCUGUUGACAACUUGAGAGCAUCUCCCUUCCUCUUACAAUACAUUCAGGAGGAGAUCCCAGACUACAGGAACGCAGUCAUCGUGGCCAAGUCUCCGGCCUCAGCCAAGAGGGCCCAGUCUUUCGCUGAGCGCCUGCGACUGGGCAUCGCGGUGAUUCACGGGGAAGCACAGGACGCAGAGUCCGACCUGGUGGACGGGCGGCACUCCCCGCCCAUGGUCAGGAGCGCAGCCGCCAUCCACCCCAGCCUGGAGAUCCCCAUGCUGAUUCCUAAAGAAAAGCCCCCAAUCACAGUUGUUGGUGACGUGGGAGGAAGGAUCGCCAUCAUUGUGGAUGACAUCAUCGAUGAUGUAGAUAGCUUCCUGGCCGCCGCGGAGACCCUAAAGGAGAGGGGUGCAUAUAAGAUCUUUGUGAUGGCGACCCACGGCCUGCUGUCCUCUGAUGCCCCCCGACUGAUCGAGGAGUCCGCCAUCGAUGAGGUGGUGGUUACCAAUACAAUUCCACAUGAAAUCCAGAAGCUCCAGUGCCCCAAAAUCAAAACUGUGGAUAUCAGCAUGACCCUCUCGGAAGCCAUCCGUCGGAUUCACAAUGGGCCCUGCACGUUCAUGACGCAUAGUCACUUGACUGCAGCAGGAGAGGAGUUGGGACACCAGCAUGAGCCACUGGGGUCAGAGUUUUAUGGAAGUGUGUGAUGACUCACUAGCUGACCACUAAGCUGACUGUCCAGAGAUUUCAGUUGCCACAAACAAUGAAGAAUGCAGACUUUACAGAAUCAGUUGAGAAAAGCAGACAGACCCUGUGGAUGGAGAAGACGCUGAUUUCCAUCACAUAAUAUUAGAAAUAGCAGUUUUCAACAACAAAAAGUUCCGAGGUGUCUAAAGAAACAAGGUUGCACCCAUAUACAGGGUCUUCCUUGAGGAAGCUCAGACUUUAAAUGUACUAGACAAAGACUUUAAAUAAUUUAUUUUAAACAUGCUCAAAAAACUAAAGGAAAGUAUAGGAAUUAUAUGUCACCGAAUGGAGGAUAUCAAUAAAGAGGAAUAAUAAAAAUGAAUCAAAUGGGGAGGAUUUGUGGAAGAUGGUGGAAUAGGAAGCACCAGGAAUCUGUCUCCAUCUAAACAGUGGCAAAUCCAUCUAAUGAUUUUGGAACUCUGGAGUCUUGAAGGUUUGCAACUUCCAGGGAAAGUGUUAGAUGGUAAAUGUAGCUACCUUUUGUCAAAUCCAGCUCUUUGUAAAGUUGCUGAUACCCGACCCAGACUCCCAACCCUGCAGCAGGCAGCUCUGCAUACAUUCCUGGAGCAAUCUGCACAGUUUUGUGGGAGCCAGGAUAGGCAAGAAGUCCCCUCCUCCAGACAGCAGAAAUCUGUGCUCUGAUAGCAAGUAGCUACUUCUUGGCACAGAGAUCCAAAGAGGCUGGUAACCAUUGUUACUUCACCCUGCCCCACACCCCUACCAUUGUUGCAAGCUCCACCCUGCUCCCGCUGAAGAAGGGGUAGUUCCUAACUCACUCUAUGAGGCCAGCAUUACCCUAGGACAAAAACCAGACAAAGAUAUUACAAGAAAAGUAAACCAAAGUCCAAGAUCUCAAGAACAUAGGUGCAAAAAUCCUCAACAAAAUAUUAGCAAAUUCAUUCCAACAAUGUAUAAAAAGAAUUAUGCACAACCUAGUGGAUUUAUCCCAGAUAUGCAAGACUUUUCUCAGCAGUUGAAAAUCACUUCAUGUAAUCCAUCAUACCAACAGACUAAAGAAAAAUAAUGAUUAUAUCAAUGCAGAAAAAGCACCUGACAAAAUUCAACAUCCAUUCAUGACAAAAGCUGAGUAAAAUAAGAAUAGAGAGGGAACUUGAUCUUGUUGAAGAAUAUCUACUGACAGCCUACAGUGAAUAUCAUACUUAGUGGUGAGAAACUAGAAGCUUUCCCACUAAGAUCAGGAAUAAGCCAAGAAUGUCCCCUCUCAUCACUUGUUUUCAAUAUUUUGAAAACUUCAAAAUAUUCAAUAGCUAUUGAAUAGCUUAUUCAAUAGCUUAUUUCAAUAAGCUGAUGCAAUAAGGCAAGAAGGGUUUAAAAGGUACACAAAUGGGGAACGAAGAAAUAAAACUGUUUUGUUCUCAGAUGAUAUGAUCACCUAUGUAGAAAAUAUGAAUCAAGAACAACUCUCCCAACUCAUUACUAAUAAGUGAUUAUAUCAAGAUUGUAGGAUAAAAGUCAAUUGCUUUCCUGUAUACCAGCAAAGAACAAGUGGAAUUUAAAAGUAAAAAUACAAAACCGUAUACACUAUCACCACAAAAAUGACGUAUUAAGUAUAAAUCUAACUAAAUAGGCAUAAAAUCUAUGUAAGGGAAACUACAAAAUGGAUGAAAUAAAUUUUUAAAAACUAAAUGGAGAAAUAGCCUACGUUCAUGGAUAGGAAGACUUGUCAACAUGUCAGUGCUUUCCAAUUUGGUCUAAAGAUUCAAUGAAAUUUCAAUAAAGAUUCCACGAGAUUAUUUUGUGGAUUUUGUCAAACUGAUUCUAAAGUUUACAUGGAGAGAUAGAAGACUCAGAAUAGCCAAGGCAGUAAUUGAAGGAAAAGAACAUAUUCACACUACCUCUCUUCAAGCCAUCUGUAAAGUUACCAUAAUCAGGAGUGUGGUGGGACUUCCCAGGUGGGCCAGUGGUUUAAGACUCUGCAUGUCCACUUCAGAGUUUGGUUUGACCCCUGGUCAGGGAACUAAGAUCCCACAUGCCCUAUGGCAAAGCCAAAAACAACAAAAAAAUAUUGUUGAAAGAAAAGACGGAUCAGUUGAACAGAAUAGAGAAUGCUCAUAAACAGACCCACAUAAAUAUAGUUAACCAAUGUUUACAAAGGAGCAAAGGCAACACAGUGGACCAAAAAUAUUCUUUUCAACAAACAGGGCUUAAAUAACUGGAUGACAGUGUGAAAGUGUUAGUCACUCAGUCAUGUCCAGCUUUUUGC
Messenger RNA from Cervus elaphus (red deer), 3932 nucleotides. It is a transcript of the gene PRPSAP2, whose product is annotated as phosphoribosyl pyrophosphate synthetase associated protein 2. Lineage: Eukaryota; Metazoa; Chordata; Mammalia; Artiodactyla; Cervidae. Gene Ontology annotation, biological process: 5-phosphoribose 1-diphosphate biosynthetic process; purine nucleotide biosynthetic process. Gene Ontology annotation, cellular component: ribose phosphate diphosphokinase complex; cytoplasm. Bases 505 to 1668 code for a protein of 387 amino acids. The record is from RefSeq and is a predicted model, not a curated record. The transcript has 15 exons. Gene Ontology annotation, molecular function: magnesium ion binding; ribose phosphate diphosphokinase activity.